This is a messenger RNA of Manis javanica (Malayan pangolin), 4159 nucleotides long. RefSeq names its product ERCC excision repair 6 like, spindle assembly checkpoint helicase (gene ERCC6L). The record is from RefSeq and is a predicted model, not a curated record. Gene Ontology annotation, molecular function: DNA translocase activity; ATP binding. NCBI's taxonomy places the organism in Eukaryota, Metazoa, Chordata, Mammalia, Pholidota, Manidae.
GCGAAAUUCAGUCCCCCGGACAAGAUACAUGGAGCCCAAGCGGAGGGUUAUGGAGGCGUCCCGAGGUUUUGCGGAAGACAAGGCCUUAAGCUCAGAGCAGGCUGCCCGUUACCUGAGAUACGUGAAAGAGGCCAAAGAAGCAACUAAGAGUGGAGAUCUGGAAGCAGCAUUAAAACUUUUCAGUUUGGCAAAGGAAAUUUUUCCCAAUGAAAAGGUUAUGAGCAGAAUCCGAAAAAUACAGGAAGCCUUGGAGGAGGUGGCAAAACACGGCGAUGAUGAAUUCACAGAUGUGUGCAACUCUGGCCUGUUGCUUUAUCGAGAACUGCACAACCAACUAUUUGAGCACCAGAAGGAAGGUGUAGCUUUCCUCUAUAGCCUAUACAGGGAUGGUAGAAAAGGUGGUAUUCUAGCAGAUGAUAUGGGGUUAGGGAAGACUGUUCAAAUCAUUGCUUUCCUUUCUGGUAUGUUUGAUUCUUCCCUUGUGAAUCAUGUGCUUCUGAUCAUGCCAACUAAUCUUAUUAGCACAUGGGUAAAAGAAUUUGUCAAGUGGACUCCAGGAAUGAGAGUCAAAACCUUUCAUGGUCCUAGCAAGGAUGAACGUACCAGAAACCUCACUCGGAUUCAGCAAAGGAAUGGUGUCAUUAUCACUACAUACCAAAUGUUAAUAAAUAAUUGGCAGCAACUUUCAAGUUUGAAUGGCCAAGAGUUUGUGUGGGACUAUGUCAUCCUUGAUGAAGCACAUAAAAUCAAAACCUCAUCUACUAAGUCAGCAAUAUGUGCUCGUGCUAUUCCUGCCAGUAAUCGCAUCCUCCUCACAGGAACCCCAAUCCAGAAUAAUUUACAAGAACUGUGGUCCCUGUUUGACUUUGCUUGUCAGGGUUCCCUGCUAGGAACAUUACGAACUUUUAAAAUGGAGUAUGAAACUCCGAUUACUAGAGCAAGAGAGAAAGAUGCUACCUCAGGGGAAAAAGCCUUGGGAUUUAAAAUAUCUGAAAACUUAAUGGCCAUCAUAAAACCCUAUUUUCUCAGGAGGUCAAAAGAAGAGGUACAGAGGAAAAAGUCAAGCAGCCCAGAGGUGAGACUCAGUGAAGGGAAUGUAGAUAUUGAUGCCAUUUGUGAAAUGCCUUCCCUUUCCAGGAAAAAUGACUUAAUUAUUUGGAUACGUCUUGUACCUUUACAAGAAGAAAUAUACAGGAAAUUUGUGUCUCUAGAUCAUAUCAAGGAGUUGUUAAUGGAGACACGCUCACCUUUGGCUGAGCUAGGUGUCUUAAAGAAGCUAUGUGAUCAUCCUAGACUACUUUCUGCACGGGCUUGUCAUUUGUUGAAUCUAGGGGCUGUCAAAUUCUCUGUUCAGGGUGAAACUGAAGGGGAAGAUUCCUCAGAUGUGGACCAUAUUGAUCAAAUAACUGAUGAUACACUGAUGGAAGAAUCUGGAAAAAUGGUAUUUCUAAUGGACCUGCUAAAGAGACUGCAAGAGGAAGGGCAUCAAACUCUGGUGUUUUCCCAAUCAAGACAAAUCCUAAACAUCAUUGAAUGCCUCUUAAGGAAUAGGCACUUUAAGAUACUAAGAAUCGAUGGAACAAUUACUCAUCUUGUGGAACGAGAAAAAAGAAUUAACUUAUUCCAGCAUAAUAAAGAUUACUCUGUUUUUCUGCUUACCACUCAAGUAGGUGGGGUUGGUUUAACAUUAACUGCAGCAACUAGAGUGGUAAUUUUUGACCCUAGCUGGAACCCUGCAACUGAUGCUCAAGCUGUGGAUAGAGUUUACCGAAUUGGACAGAAAGAAAAUGUUGUGGUUUAUAGGCUAAUCACUUGUGGGACUGUCGAGGAAAAAAUAUACAGAAGACAGGUUUUUAAGGACUCAUUAAUAAGACAAACUACUGGUGAUAAGAAGAACCCUUUCCGCUAUUUUAGUAAACAGGAAUUAAGAGAGCUCUUUACAGUUGAGGAUUUUCAGAACUCUGCAACCCAACUGCAGCUUCAGUAUCUGCACGCUGCACAGAGGAGGUCUGAUAAGAAAUUAGAUGAACAUAUUGCCUACCUGUACUCUUUGGGGAUAGCUGGAAUCUCAGACCACGAUUUGAUGUACACACAUGAUCUGUCUGUUAAAGAAGAGCUUGAUGUGACAGAAGAAUCUCACUAUAUUCAACAAAGGGUUCAGAAGGCUCAAUUCCUUGUUGAACUGGAGUCUCAAAAUACAGAGCUCUUAAUGGAAAGACAAAGAACUGGAAAUGAGAGGAUCUGGCCAAAAAAAACUCGACUUCCUUCUCAAACAAAAAAGAAAUGCCCUGAAUUGAAUAAACCACAGCCACAGCUUUCACCUCCUCUAAUUCAUCAUACUGCAGAAGAAGAAAUCAGUUCCCAAAUGGCAAGUGUAAUCAUUGAUGAUCUGCCCGAAGAGCUUGAGACUGUCCUGCAAGAUGGUAUCCAUCCAUGUGAAAGCAUGUUUGGAGCUGACUUUGUAGCUACUUUACCCAAGGGGUGUGAACAUGUAGAAGAUAUUUGGGCCAACUCCUUAGUAGGAAUGGCUCUACAGAAAGAGGCACAGCGAGAGGGGCCUACACAGGAGGCACUGGAAGAGAAGCCUCUGGGAGAUCUCAGUCAACUGAAGGAUGAUGGUACUUUACAUCACUGCAGUCCCCUAGCCAUUAAUCCCAUAAUCAAUGAAAAUCAAAAUACAGACUCAAAUGUAUCUGUUACUGAAACAGCGGACAGUGAUCUGGCAGCAUCCCACAGUGCACUGCAGGGUGCUCCAGCAAAUGGGGUCACGUUGAACGAGGAAUUUUUAGCAUCUCCAUCACAGUAUGUGUGUGAUUUCAAUCUUUUCUUGGAAGACUCUGCAGACGAUGGACAGAAUCCUUCCAGGCAGUCUUCGGAGCAUGCUGAGCAUGAAAAUAGCUUGUGUGGCUCUGCAGCUAAUUCUGGAGCACAGUUUGUUCAGAGCAAAGCAGGUCUCAGUCUGAAUCUUUCUGAGAAAGAGGAUGAGAUGGAAGAAGUAGUAGUUAAAAUUAGAAGUAAGGCUAGAAGGAUCGUUUCAGAUGGUGAAGAUGAAGAAGACGUUUUUAAAGAUACUUCAGGCACAAAUCCAUUCAACACAUCUCCCUUUCAAUUCCCAUCUGUAAAGCAGUUUGAUGCUUCAACUCCAAAAAGUGACAGUUCACCAGGAACGUUCUUUUCACCCAAAAUACCUGAUAGUAUAAAUAAGUUUGUAAACUCGAGAAGAUCCCUGGCUUCUAGGAGAUCUCUUAUUAAUGUGGUUUUAGACCAUGUGGAGGAUAUGGAGGAAAGACUUGACAAGAGCAAUGAAGCAGAGGUUUCCAAAGGUCACCUGGAAGAAGGAGCAGAGGAAAGCAGUGGUGAAGCCUCAGAGUGUACAGAAGAGUAUCCUUCUAGAGAAACACUGUCUUCAGAAAGUAAGUCCAGCUUGUUAACUACACCUAAGUCUGAUGUUCUCAGUCAAGAGACCUUUCCUGGUGACCUAGAUCCUUUGUCUGGUAGACAGUUGGUUGAUUCUACCCUGGAUAAGGCAGUGGAGGCUGCACACGACUAUGAGACUCUUGUUAUGCAUGGAAAAGAACUGAAAGAGUGUGGAAAAAUACAGGAGGCCCUAAACUGCUUUGUUAGAGCACUUGACAUAAAAAGCGCAGAUCCUGAAGUCAUGCUCAUGACAUUAAGUUUGUAUAAGCAACUUAAUAAAACUUGAGAAUAUAACUUGUUUAUUGUAUUUUAAAGUUACCAGAGUAUGAGGUAAUUUGUUCCCAUAAUUAGACUCUUUGGAAGCAUGAAGCAUUCAGGCAGGCUAAAGGCUAGAGAGAUCUCAAAAAGCAAGGUUUGUUUAUAACUUUUUGGUAAAGUAUCCCUUUAUUCCCUGCUUUUCUUAUAUUUAGGUAUUCUGAGCAUUACAUUAAUAUUCCUUUACUUGAAUAUUCUUGUAUUUUUCUUUUAGGCAUACAUACUCAAUAAACUGUUAUUUUGAGAAAAUUUUUUGUAAAAUUAUUCUAGCCAUUCUUAAUUUUAUUCUGAAAGUGGUAACUUUGGUAUCUCAGAGUUCAGAUAAUAAUAUUAAAGUUACUUUUCUCAAGUGUUUUCCAUUCACUUUCACUGAGAGGAUACUGGCAAAUGCAUAUAGAAACUCCUUAGUUUAGGCCGGAGCUUGUCA